Eurypyga helias (sunbittern) is the source of this 1350-nucleotide messenger RNA. RefSeq names its product UTP18 small subunit (SSU) processome component homolog (yeast) (gene UTP18). The transcript is spliced from 12 exons. Gene Ontology annotation, molecular function: protein binding. The annotation marks the transcript as partial. Gene Ontology annotation, cellular component: Pwp2p-containing subcomplex of 90S preribosome; small-subunit processome. NCBI's taxonomy places the organism in Eukaryota, Metazoa, Chordata, Aves, Eurypygiformes, Eurypygidae. The record is from RefSeq and is a predicted model, not a curated record. Gene Ontology annotation, biological process: rRNA processing.
CUUAAUGCUACAGAAAAGAGAAGUCGCCAGAAAGAUUUUAGUGAUUCAGAAGGAGAAAAUGAAGCAAAAGGUAAACUGUUGGUUAAAAAGCCAGCCUGGGUGGAUGAAGAUGAUGAAGCUGAGGAGAACGUUGAUAUGACCCAUAAGUAUAGGAAAGACUUCAUGAAAAGUGAUGCUGAGAAGACACUUACUAAGAAAAACUUAAAAAGACGACUUGAAGAACAGUUUCAGCGAGCUAUGGGAGGAGUUCCUGCCUGGGCUGAUUUAGAAAACAGGAAGAAAUCCAAAAAGGCUGCAAGUGAUAGUGACAGUGAUGAAGAUGAUGAUUUGCUCUGCAGGACUGGCAAUUUCAUAUCAAGAUCGGAGUCCCUGCCAAGAGGUAUUUUGAAGUUGAGCACCUGCUUGCCUGCUAAUCAGGAACGCUUUGCUAAUGGAAAACUGGCAACUGUGCAGUUUCAUCCAUCUGCUCAAGUAGUCAUGACUGCUGGACACGACCGAUCUGUGUCACUCUUUCAGGUUGAUGGUGUAAGGAAUCCAAGAAUACAGAGCAUCUAUUUAGAGAGUUUUCCAAUUUAUAAGGCUUGUUUCAGUGUUGAUGGAGAACAAGUUAUAGCCACUGGGACUCACCAUAAAAUGUUCUUUGUGUAUGACAUGAUGAGUGGAAGUAUUAUUCCUAUACAGAAAGUAAGAGGUGUGGAGGAAAGAUUUCUCCGAAGCUUUGAGGUCUCUCCAGAUGGAUCGUUUAUGCUUGUAACUGGAACUUCAGGUUACCUUCACUUGUUGUCAAUGAAGACAAAGGAACUGAUUAGCACUAUGAAGGUAAAUGGAAGAUGUGCUGCAUCUGCUUUCACUCCAGACAGCAGGAAAAUAUACAGCUAUUCAAAGGAAGGUGAAGUUUUCAUCUGGGAUGUGAGAAGCAGAAAAAGUCUCCACAAAUUUGAAGAUGAAGGGUCUUUGGAAGGGAAGUGCAUCGCUGUUUCAAAAAAUAACCAGUAUGUGGCAUGUGGUUCAGCUUCUGGAGUUGUAAAUUUAUAUACUACUGAUACGUGUCUCAAAGACACCCGUCCUAAACCAGUUAAAGCCAUAAUGAACCUAGUUACGUCUGCUACGUGUGUGACCUUCAAUCCCACCACGGAAAUACUGGCAGUGGCUUCCCGUGAAACUGAUGAGGCUGUCAAAUUGGUGCAUAUUCCUUCAUAUACUGUGUUCUCGAACUUCCCAGUUUUCAGAAGAAAACAGAUUUAUCUUGCUCAAUCCAUGGACUUCUCUCCCAGAAGUGGCUUUUUCUCUGUAGGAAAUAACAAAGGCAAAGCUUUGUUAUUCAGACUGAAACAUUAUUCAGAUUUUUAA